CCGCUCCAAUCCAUCGCCUCUGUUUCUACAUCUCCAGCCCGACCAAUCUUUUCUCACCUUGGAAGAAGAAGCAGCAGCCGCCGCCGCAUCAAUGGCCCCCAAGGCUGCCGAGAAGAAGCCGGUGGAGAAGACCCCAGCAGGCAAGAAGCCCAAGGCGGAGAAGAAGGUGCCGGCGUCCAAGGAGGGCGGCGACAAGAAGGGGAAGAAGAAGUCCAAGAAGAGCGUGGAGACGUACAAGAUCUACAUCUUCAAGGUGCUCAAGCAGGUGCACCCGGACAUCGGCAUCUCCUCCAAGGCCAUGUCCAUCAUGAACUCCUUCAUCAACGACAUUUUUGAGAAGCUCGCCGGCGAAUCCGCCAAGCUCGCGAGGUACAACAAGAAGCCCACCAUCACGUCCCGGGAGAUCCAGACCUCCGUCCGCCUCGUCCUCCCCGGCGAGCUCGCCAAGCACGCUGUCUCCGAGGGCACCAAGGCCGUCACUAAGUUCACCUCGUCCUAGGCUCCUCGUGUGUUAGUUCUUGUGUUUCUUUCCUCUUCGUAGUCUGAUGAAUUCUGUAGCUAGCUGUGUGUGUGUUCUGACAGUGCCAUCCUGUAACAAUGGUGCUGCCUGAAUAAAUAGUCACGUUGCUGCUUGGA
Molecule: messenger RNA, 636 nt
Organism: Hordeum vulgare subsp. vulgare (domesticated barley)
Lineage: Eukaryota; Viridiplantae; Streptophyta; Magnoliopsida; Poales; Poaceae
Product: histone H2B.4
Exons: 1
Coding region: 92-499 (135 amino acids)
Biological process (GO): nucleosome assembly
Cellular component (GO): nucleosome
Molecular function (GO): protein heterodimerization activity; DNA binding; structural constituent of chromatin
Source: RefSeq, a predicted model, not a curated record